Molecule: messenger RNA, 4699 nt
Organism: Dromaius novaehollandiae (emu)
Lineage: Eukaryota; Metazoa; Chordata; Aves; Casuariiformes; Dromaiidae
Product: complement C1q tumor necrosis factor-related protein 3
Exons: 6
Coding region: 432-1376 (314 amino acids)
Molecular function (GO): protein binding
Source: RefSeq, a predicted model, not a curated record
UUUCCAUGUCUAAUCAAGGAACGUAAACCAUUAGCCACAUGUUCUCCAUUUCCAUCACAUUUUUUCACACUUAAACAAAAACAUGCCAAAGAAAAGGUGCUACAUUUUUUAAUGCCCCCAAAUAGGAACCACGGGAGUCCGUUAAAUGCUGUGGCCAUUUCCAGCAUACAAAUCAAUUUUCCUUGUGGUGGUGAAGUGGUGAAUAAUGCCUGGUUUGUUUAAAGAAGCAUGACUGAUUUUGGAUGAAGGAUCCUGUCAGUUUGGCAUUUUUCAUUUUAUUUAUUGCACACAACCGUAUAAAACCUGGUACUGGUCUCAGUGCCAGGCUUACUAGUGGAAAAGCCGAAAGGACCACAUAACUCCUGGUGCAGCAAAGAGCUUCUCCUUCUGCAAGACAUUUGCUGGACUCCUGAGAAAUUACUUUGAAUAACAUGGCAGAGAAGGAUUUCAUCAGUUGGCAUCUGCUGGCUUUAUUUUUUCUUCCAUUUUGCCUGUGUCAAGAUGAAUACAUGGAGGUGAGCAGAAGAUCUUAUAAACCAGUGGCCAAAGUAUUGCAAAGUCACCACCAGACUGGCCAUAAAGGUUCCAGAAGCAGGGAAAUAUUGAAACAGCGGAGUCAACUUAUAGAGUGGACUGUUGCUAAUAGCACUUCUACAGACCAAAAAGUCCUGAGACCAGAGGUAGAUGAUGUAGAACUGACUACCUCAGAUAGAGUCCAGCCCCCACAAACGGGACCACAGAAUCCAGACUGCAGUACCUGCUGCCGUGGCGAUUUUGGAGUUCGACUCUAUCAAGGGCCCCCAGGACCUCCUGGGCCCCCUGGGAUGCCAGGAAAUCAUGGAAACAAUGGAAAUAACGGAGCAACGGGCCAGGAAGGAGCCAAAGGUGAGAAAGGAGACAAAGGAGAUAUGGGACCGAGGGGAGAGCGUGGCCAUCAUGGACCCAAAGGCGAGAAGGGUUACCCUGGGAUUCCCCCAGAGCUGCAGGUUGCAUUCAUGGCUUCCAUGGCUACUCACUUCAGUAACCAGAACAGUGGCAUCAUCUUCAGUAGUGUCGAAACCAAUGUGGGGAAUUUCUUUGAUGUCAUGACUGGUAGAUUUGGAGCUCCAGUGAAUGGAGUGUACUUCUUCACCUUCAAUAUGAUGAAACAUGAAGAUGUGGAGGAAGUGUACGUGUACCUGAUGCAUAAUGGCAAUACCGUUUUCAGUUUAUAUAGCUAUGAAUCAAAAGGGAAAGCAGACACUUCAGGAAACAGUGCGGUGCUAAAACUUGCCAAAGGAGAUGAAGUCUGGCUGCGAAUGGGAAACGGAGCCCUCCAUGGGGACCAUCAACGCUUCUCCACCUUUGCCGGGUUUCUUCUUUUUGAAACAAAGUAAAAAAAGAAACAAACAGAAAGAUAUUCAUCUGAGGAAGCUUCUUUUUUGAGCUGGUAUUUUUCUCUGGACUACGGAAUAGCAUUAUGGUGAAAAAGAUCAAGAAGGCUUGUUUUGAUGCAGUGCGUUGCUAUUUGUGUAUCAGAGAUGAGCUGAAUACAUUGGGUAGUUGACACAAUUACAGAUUCACAGAAGAUAUAUUGUCAUCUAGGUUGCAUCUAAUGAACCAUUAAAUGUUGCUAUUGCUUUCUUCACCAAAGCAACUGAAAAACAAAGGCAAAGGAGUUUAAAAUGAUUUAGAGAACAGUUUGCGCAGUAAAGUAAAUUUUGUCUGUAAAUAUACUUAAGUAUACAUCAGGAAUUGAACAAUGGAUUCGUGUUUUUUUGUUGGUUUAUCCAGUUCGUUCUUUUUACAUGUUCAUUUAAGCUUGCAUCAUGGAAACAGGCCUGAACAAGUUCUAAGCUCAGCUGAGAGCAGAUUUAGAGGAAGAAGUUUUUACUGGCCUAGAAAGAACUUUACAAACAGGAGAAAAAAUGUGAAAAUAAAGAUGUCAAGAAUUCAGGUUUACUGCAUUGCCAUCUCAAACCUCUGAAGGUGCAUUUGGGGUCAUUUUUGUAGAUGUUUAGUACAUAUUUACUCUCUCUCUCUCUCUCAAAAAAAAAAAAAGAGUAAUAGUAAUUCUAGCCUUAGUAGCAGCUUAAACCUAAGGUAAUUUAGCCUGCAGGGUGCUUGGGUCAGACAGGGGAACCACAAUGUUUCUUCCUAGCCUUCAGAUUUUUGAAACCUGAUGUAGUUGAGUGCAGGGUGUCAAGGCAGAGUCCUAGAUGCUGGAGAGGUUGGGAAUUUGUUGGCAGCACACAGAGACAGAGAAACACAUGCUUUGUGGAGUCUGGAGCUCUUUUAGAGGGAUAUACAUUGUUAUACUGCAUAUUUACUUAACAGUGAAGUUGCUGAUACUGCCUCUUGGCAGGCUGGUAGGCAAAGCCAUAGCUAACCCAGUUCAGUAUUUAAUUGGUGAAAGGAAACAUUGGGUAGCUUAGAAGUUCUGCUCACAGUAAACUGGACCAUUCUUUAGCAUUAAUAUUUGCCCACCAGUUUUUCAAAGUUUGGACACCUGAAAUCCUAUCUUGCUAUUUUUUAUUUAAGAAGGAACCUAUCAGCACCAAACAGGCUUCAGAAAUACUAAGGUUUGAUUGUGUGUAUCUAUCUUCUGCAUAUUCUGGCUCUCCACACAAAAACUAAUGAAAGAUAAAUUACAUUUUAACAGGGAUUUGCACCAGACAUUCCCUGACAUUAAUGUGUAACAAGCAGGUGAGGUUAGGACAAGUGUACAUUCUGUUCAAUAUUUAUUUGAACUUUUUUUAUAUUGGAUAAAGAUACCAUUACCAGUACAAUAGAGUAAAAGAAUCAAAAUCUUCCGUAAGAAUUUGUAUGUCCUUGAAUACAUUCUUAGUUUAUGUAAACAGCAUCUUGUGAUGAAAAAUGCAUGCUGAUAUUUGAUGAUUAUGACUUGUGAUUUUUUAGUUUUAUGCAACAACCACUGAAAAUAUUAAUUUUAAUGAACUAUCUUCUGAUGACUUAAUUUUCUCUUUAUGAAUUUGGGGCAGGUUUGCACCUGCAGAUACAGACUUUCAAAACCUGAGACCAUGUUAUUUCAAUAAGCAUUUUAGUGACAUUUUGGCAUGCCUUCAAACUAAAUUCCACCCACCAGGUAAUCAGAUAAUGUUACUCUUUUGGAAUAAGUGCACAAAGCCUAUGUGAUAUACAGCGUAAUGAGCUGACUUUCACAGUAAGAAAAAUCUUGAAAAAAUUAUUAUUUGUUGUGUUAGGAAUGUUUGCUUACUGUGUAAAACAUACAUUUACCCAAUAAAGUUUAAUAGUUCUAAAACUAUAAUGAUUUGUUCACAUCUAUAUUUACUAUAACAUCUCUGAGAUCAGCCAAGUACCUUUACUAUUUGGAGAUGGUGGGGAUAUAUCCUUAACACAUAUUUCCUAAGCAUUCAUUUUGCUACCGAACUGGAGAAAACCAUUACUGAGGGUCAACAACAUAUUUAUUUUUUAUACAUAUACAUACAUAUACACACACGUGUGUGUGUAAAUAUACAUGUAUGUAUAUUUAAAUUUAAAUCCCUGAGGCCUCCAUUGGGGCUUCAUUUUCCUGUAUGGUUUGGCCACUUUAAUUCAUUCUGGCCAGAAUAAAGCACUUACAAACCGGUCACAUAUGAUACAUACAGUCAUUGUAAGGUCCUUUACAUUUUCUCUGGAAAUGACCAUGGUACAAAAGAACACCAGGCUUUGCCAUUCUCAUUUUAUGUUUUUUUCACAAGUUUUGUACACCUUGCCCUGCUAAGGCAGGGUGGAAGGCAACUGAGAAUCAGCCUGAAAGUUUCUGACAAACCACGGUUUGGUCUCAGUUCCAAGGUUAAAACUAAGAGGUUUUUACAUCAAGGUUCAAUCUCACGUGAAAUCUCUGAUAUUUUCUCUGUAAAGUUAUUGCAUGCAAUCUCUGCUGACUGUAGUGAUACCUUAAAAAUAGGCAUUAGAUAUUAAUUUUAAACAUCCUUCAAAAUAUAACUGUUGAUGUAAAAAUCUCUGUAUGUAUUCCUGUCCCUCAGAAUUAUUUUUUUAUAUUCAGUAAAUCAGAUGAAAUGCAUAUUUGUUCUCAGAAAUGUUUAUGAAUAAUAGUUGUCUUUGCAUUGUUGUCCAUAAAUGAAAGGUGCUUCUUUAGUUGAUGCUCAAAAAGUAUGUUCUCUUUUCAAAGACUCUGGUCCUCCACUUUGAAAUAGGUGAUAUCUUGUAUGGUUUGUGUGUCAAUGUCCCUGUUUUCUACCACUGGAUCGAAAAAAUCCAGCUCUUUGAUUCUGCCAUGGAGAUAGCAAAGGUGACAGUGGAAGAGGCUCCAUACUGUGCAUCUGCAUUUGAAAUAGGGCAGGGCAAGGUCCAUGAGCACACAUAGAAUAACGAAACCCAUGUGGUGCAGAAGGGAUUUCUUGUGUUAAUUGGCGAAGAAUUGCACAACCGGAGUUUUAUUCUUCUGCUUUUCUGAAAACAAUCCAGACUAGAGAAAUGCCACAAAAAAAACAGUGUUUUAAAAGAAUCACAUUGUUACAAAGCCAAGACUGGAAAUACCCAUGCUAAAACCAUCUUGGACAUCUUAGCUUCUGUUUCCUCUGAAUGUGUCUCACCAUAUGUUCUUCCCAUUAUAUAGUCAUAUGCUAUUUCUUAGCCUCAUCCUGCAGCAGUUAGAUGGUGCUUGCUCAAUAAGGCAUGGACCAUAUACUGGAAUGUGGUAACAGAAGACAAAUAUAGGACAGCUUCAUUCACU